Maudiozyma barnettii is the source of this 2166-nucleotide messenger RNA. RefSeq names its product dynamin-like GTPase VPS1 (gene VPS1). Gene Ontology annotation, biological process: peroxisome organization. Gene Ontology annotation, cellular component: membrane; microtubule; peroxisome. Gene Ontology annotation, molecular function: GTPase activity; microtubule binding; GTP binding. NCBI's taxonomy places the organism in Eukaryota, Fungi, Ascomycota, Saccharomycetes, Saccharomycetales, Saccharomycetaceae. The record is from RefSeq and is a predicted model, not a curated record. The transcript has a single exon. Bases 1 to 2166 code for a protein of 721 amino acids.
AUGGAUGAACAUUUGAUUUCUACUAUCAACAAGUUGCAAGACGCAUUAGCACCAUUAGGUGGUGGUUCUCAGUCACCAAUUGAUUUGCCACAGAUUACUGUAGUGGGUUCACAAUCUUCUGGUAAAUCGUCUGUCCUAGAAAAUAUCGUCGGAAGAGAUUUUUUACCUAGAGGUACGGGUAUUGUCACUAGAAGACCUCUAGUGUUACAAUUGAUUAAUAGAAGAGCUCAUGGCUCUAACCCUUCCAGUAACACCACUAAGACCAAUGAUUCCGCUGGUUCAGUGACUAACGAAUUAUUAGACCUUGAUAUCAGUGAUAACUCAGGUGAGAAGAAAGUUGAAAAUAAAAAGGAAAUUGAACAUCCACAUGGACAAUCCGAAGAUAAUAAAGAAGAAUGGGGUGAAUUCUUACAUAUACCUGGUAAGAAAUUUUAUAAUUUCGACGAGAUCAGACAAGAAAUCGUUAGGGAAACUGAUAAAGUUACUGGGGCAAACUCCGGUAUCUCUUCCGUACCAAUCAAUUUGAGAAUCUAUUCCCCACAUGUUCUAACUUUAACUUUGGUUGAUUUACCAGGUCUAACUAAGGUUCCAGUCGGCGAUCAACCAGUAGAUAUCGAGAAGCAAAUUAAGGAUAUGUUGUUGAAAUAUAUCUCUAAACCAAACGCUAUAAUCUUAUCCGUUAAUGCUGCCAAUACCGAUUUGGCCAACAGUGAUGGGUUGAAACUUGCUAGAGAGGUCGACCCAGAAGGUACAAGAACUAUUGGUGUCCUAACUAAAGUUGAUUUGAUGGACCAAGGUACUGAUGUUAUUGAUAUCCUUGCUGGUAGAGUCAUUCCUUUAAGAUAUGGUUACAUCCCAGUCAUUAAUCGUGGUCAAAAGGAUAUCGAACAUAAGAAGACCAUUAGAGACGCUUUGAAAGAUGAAAAGGAGUUCUUCGAAAGCCAUUCUUCUUAUAGUUCCAAAGCACAAUACUGUGGUACUCCAUAUUUGGCUAAGAAAUUGAAUUCAAUUCUUUUACACCAUAUUAGACAAACUUUGCCUGAUAUUAAGGGUAAGAUCGAGGCUACUUUGAAGAAAUUCCAACAAGAAUUGAUGAAUUUGGGACCAGAAACUAUGGACUCUGCUAGUUCUGUCGUGUUAAGCAUGAUUACUGAUUUUUCCAAUGAAUAUAAUGGUAUCCUUGAUGGUGAAGCCAAAGAAAUAUCAAGUCAAGAAUUAUCUGGUGGUGCUAGAAUCUCUUUUGUAUUCCAUGAAGUCUUUAAGAAUGGUGUUGAUUCAUUAGAUCCAUUUGAUCAAAUUAAGGAUUCUGAUAUUAGAACAAUCAUGUAUAACAGUUCUGGUUCUGCACCAUCACUGUUUGUCGGUACCGAAGCUUUUGAGGUACUGGUUAAACAACAAAUUAAAAGAUUCGAAGAACCUGCUGUGCGUUUGAUUAACUUGGUGUUUGAUGAAUUGGUACGUAUGUUGAAACAAAUUGUUAGUCAAACAAAGUAUUCUAGAUACCCAGCAUUAAGAGAUGCCAUCUCUAAUCAAUUUAUUGAUUUCUUAAAGAGUUCCAUGAUCCCAACCAAUCAGUUUGUUGUUGACAUCAUUGAGGCUGAGCAAACAUAUAUCAAUACAGCUCAUCCUGAUUUAUUGAAGGGGUCUCAAGCCAUGGCUAUGGUCCAAGAAAAAUUACACCCAACUCCACAAGUCGCUGUGGAUCCAAAGACUGGUAAGCCUUUGUCUAAUCAACCAACUAACACUGCAGUUAACAAAAAUAUGAAUGGUUCCGUGGAUGAAAAAUCUGGAUUCUUUGGUGGAUUUUUCAGUAGUAAGAACAAGAAGAAAUUGGCUGCACUAGAGUCUCCACCUCCGGUGUUGAAGGCUACAGGUCAAAUGACAGAGAGAGAAAACAUGGAGACGGAGAUCAUUAAACUACUAAUCAACAGUUACUUCAACAUCGUGAAGAGAACCAUUGCUGAUAUCAUUCCAAAGUCGAUUAUGUUGAAGUUGAUUGUCAAGAGUAAGACCGAUAUUCAAAAGGUAUUGCUAGAGAGGUUAUACGGUAACCAAGAUAUCGAAGAUCUAACCAAAGAAAACGAUAUCACUAUCCAAAGAAGAAAGGAAUGUAAGAGGAUGGUUGAAAUAUUGAACAACGCCAGUCAAAUUGUUUCAAGCGUGUAA